CUCAUCUCCGGCCCUUGGCGACCCUGGCUUGCGCACCGGGGCAGAUGGGUUAAUGCAAAAUGCAGAUGGAUCCCCCGGAGGACCGGGUGCAGGGCGGGGGAGAGGUGCUGCCGAGGCACUCGUCUGUCCUCAUAUCAACCUUUAAGUUUAGCGGGGCCGAAGAAAGGGGUGUGUGCAUUGGGCUUCCCUAAAGGUUACCUGUCACUUGUUAAAAGAGGAAGAGCCUUGAGUUACUGAACCUUUUUAUGCCGUUAUUCUUAGUGCUGGAAGUAGUUCCCCCCCGGGAGGGAGCGACUCUUCAAAAAGGAGGCACCUUUUGCUAAUUUUACUUAUAGUUUAAAGAAAUAGCUGAAGACGGGAUGAAACCUUUGCCUUUUAAAUCUUUAAUUUCAAAGUGGUGGGUUUACAAAAAAAAUGUUGGAAACACUUUUUCUUUGGCAGUGCUAGAAAUUGACUCUCAACUGACUUCUGAGACUAUGUUUACAGUUAAAUUUGUCUAGACCGGAAGGUUGAGUUCACCUACAAACCUCUGUCUUAUUCAGUAUAUUUUCAUCUUUUUUUUUUUUUAAAUGUUCUGGGCACUGCUUUAAACAAGUAAAGAAUAUACUCUUUUUCAGUUUAGAGUUAACCUUUUUAUUCUCUUCUUUUGCAGAUAGGAAGUGCAGAGACUCCCAUUCAUGGCUCUCCAUUCUGUUUCCUGCAACAGCACACACACUCUGGUGUCUCACCUGUUUGGAAAUGGUUUAUUAUUAGUGUGUUUGGUGUGUUUCUGUAUUUAUUUAAUUUCUUUUUUGCUGUACUGGGGGCUGCACCCAGAACCUCCUGCAUGCCAGGCAAGCAUCCUAGCAUCGAGCCACACACACACCCCAGCCUUCUCCCACCUUUCUGUUAUUUUCGAGACGCGGUUGGGUUAAGUUGUCCAUGCUUGCUUCGAACUUGCAAUCUUCCUGACGCAGCCUCUCCCAAGUACUGGUAUGACAGGCAUUUCCCAUCAUACCCCAUAUCCUGGCUUAUGCUUUGCUUUUAAUUCCUUGACCUCCCGUCAAGACACAGGAAUCCUUUUCCAUUUGGGAGCAAGUCUUUAAAGUUCUUAAUGGAAUAUGGUGGUUUGAGGGGAGGGGGGCGGCGAUGGGCACCUAUUCCGUCAGUCUGUAUACUUUGUUAGUCUUCAGGGUUUUUGUUUUGCUUGUUUUUUUUUAUUAUUAUUUUUAUCAGAUUUGGGUUAGUGCUUUAGUUUUCAUAGUUAGAAAGCUGAAUAAGACAGUGCUUUCCGCUGUUGUUUUUAAUAGCAAGAGAGACACUCUAAUGUGUAUGCUAUUGAAUCAAACAGAAGAAGAGGCCAGUGAUUGUGUGAGAAUCUGAAUUUCAAAUCUGCAAAAGAAAGGUGCAGAAAGAGACCAUGAACGUAUGGUGCAAUAGCCCUACUUUUGGUGGGAAAAAUAUACAGCCAUUCUGGUGAAGCAGUGAGUAGUGGUGUUUGGGCCCCAUGGGAUCCCUGUGACAGUAUUUCCCAAAAGGGAAUAUAAGGAUAAACCGGACGCCAUGCAGCUCCAAAGUAACACAUUCCAGGAAGGGAAAGAAGUCAAGCGAGAAGUGAACGGUGCUGUUCCCGAUAACCUUUCUCCAGUCCCUCCUCCUGAGCACCUGUGGACUUCCAAGCCACCUCCUCUCUUCCACGAAGGAGCACCUUAUCCUCCCCCCUUGUUUAUCAGGGACACAUAUAACCAAUCAAUACCUCAGCCACCUCCUCGGAAAAUUAAGCGACCCAAACGAAAAAUGUACAGGGAAGAACCCACUUCAAUAAUGAAUGCGAUUAAGCUACGGCCCAGGCAAGUCCUGUGUGAUAAGUGUAAAAACAGUGUUGUUGCAGAAAAGAAGGAAAUUAGAAAAGGUAGCAGUGACUCUUCUAGGUAUGAAGAUAAAAAACGGAGAAAUGACAGUGUAGCUACUGUGAACAAAAAACUGAAAACUGACCAUAAAGUGGACGGGAAAAACCAAAACGAAAGCCAGAGAAGAAACGCUGUGGUGAGGGUUUCCAAUAUUGCUCACAGCAGAGGCAGAGUAGUCAAAGUUUCUGCUCAGGCAAACACGUCAAAAGCUCAGUUAAGUACCAAGAAAGUGCUCCAGAGCAAGAACAUGGAUCACGCAAAAGCUCGGGAAGUAUUGAAAAUUGCCAAAGAAAAGGCACAGAAGAAGCAGAGUGAAACCUCUACUUCCAAAAACACCCACCCGAAAGUCCAUUUCACACGGCGCUAUCAGAAUCCUAGCUCAGGUUCCCUCCCUCCUCGAGUGCGUUUAAAACCACAAAGGUACAGGAAUGAAGAAAACGACUCUUCUCUGAAGACAGGACUGGAGAAAAUUCGGAGUGGCAAGCUGGCCCCUAAGCCGCAGUCUCGCUGCACCUCUACCCGCUCAGCAGGUGAGGCCCCUUCAGAAAAUCAGAGUCCCUCAGAAGGCCCGCAAGAGGCCGCCAGUGAGGUUCAGGACACAAGCCAAGUGCAUGUGCCUGGUGAGCAGGAGGACCUGCAGACGGUGGGCGAAAAGGGCAGCAAAAGCAAUAUCUCUGUUUACCUGACCCUAAAUCAAGAGAAAUCUGACUCUUCCGGUGCUUCAGUGUGUAGCAUUGAUAGCAUGGAUGAUUUGAAAUCCUCCAACUCUGAGUGUAGCUCUUCUGAGAGCUUUGUUUUUCCUCCAGGCAGCAUGCUUGCACCUUCCACUUCUUCCACUUCCUCUUCUUCAAUGGAAGAAUUCAGUAAUUCCUUGAAAAUGAAAAUCUUUUCCAAAAAUGUCUCUAAAUGUAUCACACCAGAUGGGAGGACCAUAUGUGUAGGGGACAUUGUUUGGGCCAAGAUAUAUGGCUUCCCAUGGUGGCCAGCCCGAAUUCUUACCAUAACUGUAAGCCGGAAAGAUAAUGGCCUUUUAGCCCGACAGGAGGCCCGUAUCUCAUGGUUUGCAUCUCCAACAACAUCUCUCCUUGCUCUUUCACAACUCUCCCCCUUUCUAGAGAACUUCCAGUUACGCUUUAAUAAGAAGAGAAAGGGUCUGUAUCGCAGGGCUAUCACAGAGGCAGCUAAGGCUGCUAAGCAGCUGACGCCUGAAGUGCGGGCUUUGUUGACACAGUUUGAAACGUGAACAUGGACAGUAAGCACAAAGACAUUAACAGACUGCUGGCUUCUUGGAUGUGUGCCACUUUGACAGAGCAAGAACAUCAAUCAGGACUGGCUAAGAUGGGAGUGUGAAGCUGCACUAAGAAGUAAAUGUUAAAGCAGUGGCUAAACCAGUCAUCUGUACAGGGCACUGGCAGAGUAGACUGAAUGGAAGAGAAGGUAUUAGGGAAUUUUUAUAUGUAUAAAAGAAACAAACUGCUGCAAUAAAUUAUGCAUGAGGUGAGGAGAAAAGUGGUGUGAACACCUGCAGGAUGCACUCAGUGCGAUGUGGAAGAAUCACUGACGAUAGCUUCUUUUGAAUGUGAACAGUAGUUUGGACAGGCCUACCAGGCAUGGGAUGGUACAGAAAUGUGGAAUUGUUUUGCAUACUUAACCUUUGUGCUUUCUCCAAGGAUUAUGUUUAUCAGUUCAGAAGUAAGCAGAGGUGUGUUUAAAUGGUGCUCCUGUGAAACAGCAGUGGUCACGUGUGAGAAGGCCACUGCUUCCUUCAGGUGCCCAUGGAAACAAGAGGAAGACGAUCUGACAUCCUGCUGAAAGGAUGGCUAAGUGCCCCGUCCCACCCACAAGUAAAAUGUGGAUCUUCUCUCUCUCUCUUUUUUUUUUUUUUUAAUAAAACAGGGCUGUAUUAUCUUGAAUAUAUGUUUGCUUGUUAGAGCAUAUUAAGAUGUAUUUAUUUGCCACUAGUAUUUAACGUUUUGUGCACAUUUUCAUAACUACAUUCUUACCUUUUCAUAUUUUGACUCCCAAGUGGAUAGGCUAGUGUUGACCUUGGAAUGAAAUUGUACACUCCCAAGAACUAGCUCAUCAUUCUCCUGAGCUGGACAGGCUUUGAUUAUCGCCUCUCCCCUACUGAGUGGUGCUGUUGAGAAAGGGUGCCAGCAUCAGUGUUGAUCUGGACCUCUUUCCACAGCAGGAGGCCCCUACUUCUCAGUGCAGGAAGUUCUCGCAGGUGUCAGGGAAGACUUGGCCCUGGGGGACAAGUGGCAGAAACAGAUCCUUGAAAACAGCCUAAACGUUUGGUGCAUGGAACAUGAAUUCUUAAUAGAGACCACAGAUUUUCCUUGUCUUUGCUUACAUACAUAUUAUGAAAAUCCUUAAUUUUUUUGUUUAAUAAAUGGAGAACACAUGAGAAAAUCAGAUGGACCUGUUAGUACUACAUUUUUAAAGCAUUUUAUAUUUGAUGGUGCCGUAAUUUUAAUAAUAAAACUGAAGAUUUUUAGUGGCAAUACUGAUUUAUUUUUUAAACCAGAAAGAUAACACCAUAUUGAUUACUUACUACAAAAAGAAAAAAAGAAAAAAAAAAGCCAAAAGAAAAGAAACUAACUCACAAAACUCAUUCAAAGACACACAACAGAGGAGCGAGCACUUGGCUCAAGAGUUCACUUUCUGUGAUCUUUCUGUGUGGGUGAGAUUACCCAACAGCCCAUUGCUCAGGAUUAAUAAAUGCUCUAGGUGGGAUUUUUAGAUUGUUUAAUAUACCUGACUGUGAUUUGCUAUAUAACUCAAGAAGAAAAGCCGGGUAGUCUGGAGUCUAGUGAGCUUAAUUCAGAUCCUAACACACUGCAAGUGCUGGCAAGUCCUGACUGCAUUUUACAAAUGAUCUCUUUGGAUCUAUAUCAUGACGUCAUCUUAUCACAUGGGCUCAGGAACUAUAACAGCAGGGAGCUGUGGGAAGACUUGAAGCACAGCUCCAGGCUCUGGGGUCAGUCUGGUCUUAGACCCCAACACCAGCAGUAACUUUAUGCUCACUCAGGAACCAGGUGUCUCCCAAGCCAUGUGACAUAUGCAUGGAUUGUAUCAGGAAACCUUUAAGCUUUAGAAAUCUUUAUUUGUAGAGUAAUGGAAUUGACCAAAAAGUAAUAUUAAGAAGGCAAAAGCACUGGGAAAGAUCAGGUUUUAAGAAUCUACAUAUUUUUUUCUUCAUGACAAAUCCUUAAAGGCAUUUUAUUACAAACUAGAUUUUCAUUAAAAAAAAAAAAAACACUUGGUGGUAUUUAAAAUCUAGACCUACCAUGUUACAACUUCAUUUUUAUUGCUUUAGUUGCUUAAUAUUUAAGCUCUGCUUCAUGCUACCUUGUCUGUAUUUCAAAUCCUCACAGGCCUAUUUCAUUUGUAGACUUGAAUGACACAUUGUUCUCACCUUCCAUCUGCUCAGAGUUAAAUGUUAAAGAAUGUUGUGUAAUGUUAUCCAAUAAAGUCUUUGAUUUUUUUUAUUUAA
Molecule: messenger RNA, 5385 nt
Organism: Myodes glareolus (Bank vole)
Lineage: Eukaryota; Metazoa; Chordata; Mammalia; Rodentia; Cricetidae
Source: RefSeq, a predicted model, not a curated record